UAUAUCCAGAAAGUGGUGCGUGAAAUGUUUCUCCCCAAUAAAGGAGCCCGCAGUGAUGCAUCUAAAAUUCUCAUUGUGAUAACUGAUGGAGAAAAAUCAGGAGAUAACCUAGAAUACAGUGAUGUGAUUCCAGAAGCACAAAGGGCUAACGUUAUCCGCUUUGCCAUUGGGGUUGGGCUGGCUUUCUCCAAAGGACCUGCUCGUCAAGAACUCAUUACUAUUGCCUCAGAACCCUCUGUGGACUAUGUUUUCUCCGUGGACAACUUUGAUGCCCUCAAGGACAUCCAGAACAAUCUUCAGAAUAAAAUUUUUGCCAUAGAAGGUACUCAGUCCCGGAGCACUGGCAACACCUCUCAGUCCUUCGAGUUAGAGUUGUCUCAGGAAGGAUUCAGUGCUUUACACACCCAGGAUGGCUCCAUACUGGGGGCAGUCGGAACCUAUGACUGGGCUGGAGGACUCUUCCUUUUCAACAGGCAGGGUGAUGUGACUUUUAUCAACAUCUCCACCUCCUCCACAAAUGAUUUGAAAACUGCUUAUCUUGGUUAUUCAAUUCAGGAAGUUCAAGUCAAUGGACGGACAAGCUUCGUAGUGGGAGCCCCGCGUUAUCAACACAUGGGCAAAGUGGUCUGGUUCAGCCAAAAGAGAGGGCAGUGGCAACAGAUAUCAGAGCUCUCUUUAAAGCAGAUCGGCUCGUAUUUUGGGGCUACCCUGUGUGCUGUGGACUUGGACAGAGACGGGAAUACUGACUUGGUCCUCAUUGGCGCACCUAUGUACUAUGAUGGCACUGCAGGAGGAAGGGUCUAUGUUUGCCAAAGGCAGGUAAGUAAAAAACUGGACUGGGGACUGGGAGCUGUAUUGCAAGGGGAGCCCCAUCACCCCUUGGGCCGCUUUGGAACCAGCAUAGCAGAAGCCGGGGAAAUUACUGGGGAUCAGUGGACAGAUGUGGCUGUUGGGGCACCAUUGGAGGACGAGAAUCAAGGAGCUGUGUACAUCUUUCAGGGAAAGAGUAGAUCCCUCAACCCUGCUUUUAUCCAGCGCAUUCAAGCUUCUAUCCUGCCUAACAGGAUGCAGUAUUUUGGUCAAGCUCUGGACGGGGGGUCGGAGCUUACAGGAGACGGACUCCCAGAUCUGGCUGUUGGGGCUGAUGGACAAGUGCUGCUCCUAAGAUCCCGACCUGUGGUCAGUGUGCUGACUGGAAUAAGCUUUAACCCAACUGCCAUCCCCAUCUCUGCCUUUGAGUGCGAAGGCCAGGAAGUGAUGAACAGGGAAAUCAGCACAGCAACAGUCCACUUUAAAAUCCAGGGAGACUCCCGGUUUACCUUCGGCAAUGACAUUUCGAGCACCAUUCAGUAUACUUUGACCUUGGAUCCUGGUCGACAGAAAGUACGAGCCAUUUUUCACCAGGGCUCGAGCUUAUCUACCAUCACAGAAGAGAUGAAGAUAGAUGUGAGGCCAGAAUCCAGGCAGUACCGUAUACAAUUACCGACUUGCAUAGAAGACAGCCUCACACCCAUAAUGCUGCAGCUGAAUUAUACCCUGGUAGGAGAGCCCAUCCAACGUGCCAACAAUCUGCGGGCUGUCCUGCAGAAAGGUGAAUCCAAUCGGCUUUUGGCAUCGCUACCCUUUGAGAAGGACUGCGGCAAAGAUGGAAUCUGUAAAGACCAGUUAAAAACAUCCUUCAAUUUCUCAGGCUUGAAUGAAUUGGUAGUUGGCCUAACCCCUGAACUCAAUGCUACUGUUUUCAUCCGGAAUGACGGAGAGGAUUCCUACAGCACCAAGUUGACUUUCAUCUACCCGUCUUCACUGUCCUACCGCAGGUUUUUACUAGUGCGGUCCAACAGAAAAUAUGUGGUCAUUAAAUGCACCUCUGUUCCUGCUGCAGAGGAAGCUCUUGUGAGGAACACCACUUGUGACAUCAAUCAUCCCAUCUUCCGGAGCAUGGCUGAGGUGAUCUUUAUUGUCAGCUUUUUUGUUUCCCAAGAUGCAGAUCUGGGAAGUGUGGUACGGAUCAGUGCCACAGCUGCCAGUGAAAAUAACGUUGCUGUCACAAAGGACAUGUUUCAUCAAAUGGAGCUGCCUGUCAAGUAUGCAAUCUAUGUUUUCAUCAAUAGCUUGGAUGAGUCAACCAAGUAUGUUAAUUUUUCUGUCGGGCAGGAAUACGAAACUCGGACUGUGGAACAUCGAUACGAGCUGAAGAACACAUUUCACCGAAAAGUUCCUGUUUCAGUAACUUUUCAUAUUCCUGUGUCGCUGAAUGGAGCACAGAUUUGGAACGCAAUCUUGGAUGUCCCUAAAGAGCUCUCCCAGGUCGUUUGUGUUCCUGGAACAAACACUCCAGGAUCCAAAGAGUUUGUGAAGCAACUAAGCAAACAACCUGUUUUGGACUGCUCUGUAGCCACCUGUAAAACAAUCACUUGCAAUGUUCCAUCCUUGGAGCUCCAUCAACCUAUUGAGUUCAACAUCAAUGGGGACAUUGGCUUCAGUUGGCUUUCCCAGACCCAGCAGAAGAAGGUGACUCUAGUGAGCUCUGCCCAAGUUUCCUAUGACGAGAGCAAAUACAAGCAGAAAGAGGGAUUCGUGCAGGACCAGGUGAAGACCACAGUGGAGUUCUUGGAGGCCUACAACUCUCUGCCCAUCAUUAUUGGCAGCGCUGUGGGUGGUCUUCUACUCCUUGUUCUGAUCGUUGCGGCUCUGUAUAAGCUUGGGUUCUUCAAAAGGCAGUACAAGCAGAUGAUAGAUGAGACAGACGCAGGAAACAAUGAGGGGGCCGGAAGUCCACCAGAGACCAGCCCACCUGCUGAGGCUACCAAAGGAUAA
Protobothrops mucrosquamatus (brown spotted pit viper) is the source of this 2817-nucleotide messenger RNA. RefSeq names its product integrin alpha-X-like. Gene Ontology annotation, cellular component: integrin complex; external side of plasma membrane. The record is from RefSeq and is a predicted model, not a curated record. Lineage: Eukaryota; Metazoa; Chordata; Lepidosauria; Squamata; Viperidae. The coding region runs from base 25 to 2817 and encodes 930 amino acids. The transcript has 24 exons. Gene Ontology annotation, biological process: cell-matrix adhesion; integrin-mediated signaling pathway; cell adhesion mediated by integrin. Gene Ontology annotation, molecular function: integrin binding.